CUUGUAUAAUUUAAAAAUAUAUAAUUAAAUUAUAUUUCGAAAUUUAUAAUGCCAUAUUUGAAUAUAUUUGUUUUAAUGAUGAUUUAUGAGUUAUUCUCAUAUUCUAAAAAAAAAAUCAAAAAUAUAAAUUGACAUUAAAUGUAAUAUAUGAGUUAUUACCAUAUUUUAGAAAGUUUACCAAAAGUAUAACUUAACAUUAAAUGCAAUUGUCCAUGUCAUAUUAAGCUAUAAGACACGUCAUCAAUUUCAGUAGCCAUAUCAUAUUUGUUUUGUGAAAUUAUUUGUAGAAAAGACAUGUGGCAAAAUCACUUCGCAAAUAUAGUCUAGGAAUGUAUCUCCUUCGUAUUAACAGGUGACAAACACAACAGAGAAACUCAUGACUAAACUCUGAAACAGUUAAAAUACAGAGAAACUUUUGAAUAAACUCUGUUUUAUUUUGUCAAUGUUAAAACGUUGUAAGGGCAAUUCUUAUUCUCCAGAUGAACAACAUACUUCAUCGUUUCAUCUUUAACCUCAAACCCACAUCGAUCUACUUGGUAAACUUUAAGCUUCAUUUCCGCUUCAAACCUGGAUACCAAAUUCGUCACCACUACUCUUGGUGUAACUAGAUGUUCAUGUUUUGCAAGCAGUUUAUCGGCGUUCAAAAAAAUAGUUCAUGAAUGUCAGUUUAAUUUUCUCAAGGGGGAAGAUUAAUGGCAUCUCAAGAGGCAUUCUCAACAAUUAUCUAAGAAUAAUUCAUAAAAAAAAGUCUCAAAUAGCUAUAGUAGGUUUAUAGAUUUUUUUGUUAUUUAAAAAAAAUUAUUAAUAAAAAACAUAAAUUAGAAAUACUGAUAACGACAAUUACAUAAUAAUUUUAAUUUAUUAAAAAUAUCAAUGUAAACGAUGACCAUGAAUCUACUCAUAAAAAAUUGACUUUUCAAAUAAUAUUAUAGAAAUGAGAGUUUGAGAGAAUAAGUUUAAGGUAUUGGUUUGGCUGCAUGGAUUCUUUGAAGGUCUUACAGCUUACAGGACGAGAGACGGUCGGAUUAGGCUUUUCUGACCUGACCAAAACGCUCUUCGUAUGCAAAAUGGAUCGGAGAGGCUUUGUAUGACACCUGCUUCUCUGGAGCAAUUUGUUGAAGCAGUCAAGAAAACUGUCCUUGCCAACAACAAAAGGGUUCCUCCCCCGGGUAAAGGAGCUUUGUAUAUAAGACCUCUGCUUCUAGGUAGUGGUGCUAUUCUUGGAGUAGCUCCAGCACCUGAGUACACGUUCCUCAUUUACGUGUCUCCCGUUGGAGAUUAUCAUAAGGUGAGCUCAGGCUUGAACAUGAAAGUUGAUCAUAACUAUCACCUAGCCCAUUCAGGUGGAGCGGGUGGUGUCAAGAGCUGCACGAACUGUUCUCCAGUAAGUAAAGAGACACCAUAAAUACAUAAUACAUGGCAACAAGUUCACUGAUUUCUUCUUGGAUAAAUUUUGAAAGAUUGUGAAAUCAUUGGUAGAAGCAAGGUCUUCAGGUUUCUCUGAUGUCUUGUUUCUAGAUGCGGUAACUGGCAGAAACAUCGAAGAGGCGUCUACAUUUAACAUCUUCAUUAGUAAUCAAUCAUUUUUAGGGGAACAUUGUUUCUACUCCACCAACUUGAGGAACCAUUUUACCAGGAGUCACAAGAAAAAGCAUAAGCGAGCUAGCUCGUGAUAUUGGUUACCAGGUUCCAACAUUCAGUUCACUUAAUCAUGUAAUAUUGUAUAGACAUUUUUGAUGAAAUCAAGAUUCAAGAAAUGUUUGACAGGUCCAAGAACGAGAUGUUACUGUGGAUGAGUUAUUAGAGGCAGAAGAAGUGUUAUGCACGGGCACUGCAGUGGUCGUUUAAGCUGUUGAAAUCGUGACCUUCCAUGACAAAAAGUGAGUGAUUAAUACCAAGACCAUUUCAUCAAAUACAGGACAGGAGAAGAGGCAUUGUCUACGAAGCUUCAUUCAAUGCUGAUGCAAAUUAUCUUUUCUCUUCGUGUUUUCUUUUAUGAGACUUGCAAUGAAGACCCUCUUAUACAAUAGGCAGAGUUGGUCACAGUUUGAAGGUCCUAUACGAUAUCGUUCAAUUAGGAAGACAAAGGUCGUAGCUGUUUGAAUAAAAAGCGAAGGAUGCAUUUAAUAUUAAAAUUGCAAAAAAAGCAUUGACAGCUGUGGGAUUUGAACCCACGCCCUUUCGGACCAGAGCCUAAAUAUGGCGCCUUAGACCACUCGGCCAAACUGUCAUUGCUGACUAUAAAUUCUUGAUCUACAUUAAGCUCAUUUUCUCGCACACAACGUGAUAGAAGACUUCGAUUAAUUGCUUCGCUUGCACUAACAGUCUUUCAGUAGAUAAGUUAUUUUCAGGAAUUAAAAAAAAAACGUUAGUUUAAGGAUGAACUUGUAUAUUGUCCUCACCAGGCUGGUCCGUCUAGAGAUAUCAUGGGUUUUUUAGCCACAUGGCUGUUUGAUCGGGAAACAGUACUAAACGGUGAGACAUUUAGUUUUAGAUGUGGAUUAAGCGGAGACGUCUUAUUGAUAUAGUCGGAAAAGCGUUUAGAUUAGGAUUUUACCUUUAUUCUCUCGCCGUAUAGUACCUUCCGGCAAAGCUCUUUGAACUCCGGUUUCCUUUAUUUUACCCAUCUCCUUUUUUUUUAACCAAUUAAACGUUUUUCCAACCACCAAUAAAACGUCUCUGCUUAACCCACAUCUAAAACCAAACGUCUCACCGUUUCCCGAUCAAACAAUGGCCGAUUCUAAAAUUAUAAAGUUAUAAGCAAUUUAAUAAAGGAAAAAGUUUGUCAUGUUUAGCCAUAUAUAUAUCUUCAGCAUAUCUCAAUCUAUAUGCAUAAUAUUAACACUCCAUCUGAAUCAAUAUAUAAUUUUGAAUUUUCUGA
This is a messenger RNA of Brassica napus (rape), 2881 nucleotides long. Its product is annotated as branched-chain-amino-acid aminotransferase 6-like. Gene Ontology annotation, biological process: branched-chain amino acid metabolic process. NCBI's taxonomy places the organism in Eukaryota, Viridiplantae, Streptophyta, Magnoliopsida, Brassicales, Brassicaceae. Gene Ontology annotation, molecular function: branched-chain-amino-acid:2-oxoglutarate transaminase activity. The record is from RefSeq and is a predicted model, not a curated record. Bases 1061 to 1405 code for a protein of 114 amino acids. The transcript has 3 exons.